This is a messenger RNA of Propithecus coquereli (Coquerel's sifaka), 1211 nucleotides long. It is a transcript of the gene NFKBIB, whose product is annotated as nuclear factor of kappa light polypeptide gene enhancer in B-cells inhibitor, beta. Bases 115 to 1155 code for a protein of 346 amino acids. Lineage: Eukaryota; Metazoa; Chordata; Mammalia; Primates; Indriidae. Gene Ontology annotation, cellular component: cytosol. Gene Ontology annotation, molecular function: protein binding. The transcript is spliced from 6 exons. The record is from RefSeq and is a predicted model, not a curated record. Gene Ontology annotation, biological process: signal transduction; cellular response to lipopolysaccharide.
UGGACGAAUUAGGGGGCGUGUUGGGGAAUUUCCCACAAGGCGGAAGCACCCGAGCUCCCGGCAGAGCCCACCUACAGGCGGGCGGCCGCUGGGGGCCCAGAGGUGGCUGGGGCCAUGGCUGGGGUCGCGUGCUUCGGGAAAGCUGCGGACGCGGAUGAAUGGUGCGACAGCGGCCUGGGCUCUCUGGGUCCGGACGCGGCGGCCCCCGGAGGACCAGGGCUGUCUUGGGCGCCCCUUGUCUUUGGCUACGUCACUGAGGAUGGGGACACGGCACUGCACUUGGCUGUGAUUCAUCAGCAUGAACCUUUCCUGGAUUUCCUUCUGGGCUUCUCAGCCGGAACCGAGUACCUGGACCUGCAGAAUGACCUAGGCCAGACAGCCCUGCACCUGGCAGCCAUCCUGGGGGAGGCAUCCGCGGUGGAGAAGUUGUAUGCAGCAGGCUCUAGGUUGUGCGUGGCAGAGCGUGGGGGUCACACAGCGCUGCACCUGGCCUGCCGUGUUGGGGCCCACGCCUGCGCACGUGCACUGCUCCAGCCCCGCCCACGGCGCCCCAGGGAAGCCCUCGACACUUACCUCGCUCAGGACCCCGACCACACCCCUGUCGUCUUGUACCCUGAAUCCGACUUGGAGAAGGAAGAGGAGGAGAGUGAGGAGGACUGGAAGCUGCAGCUGGAGGCUGAAAACUAUGAUGGGCACACCCCACUCCACGUGGCCGUCAUCCACAAAGAUGCGGAGAUGGUCUGGCUGCUCCGAGAGGCUGGAGCUGACCUCAACAAGCCAGAGCCCACGUGCGGCCGGAGCCCCCUGCACUUGGCAGUGGAGGCCCAGGCGGCCGAUGUGCUGGAGCUUCUCCUGAGCGCAGGGGCGGACCCUGCUGCCCGCAUGUACGGCGGCCGCACCCCGCUGGGCAGUGCCACGCUCCGGCCCAACCCCACCCUCGCCCGCCUCCUCCGCGCACAUGGAGCCCCAGAGCCCGAGGAUGAAGACGACAAGCGUGGCCCCAGCAGCAGCAGUAGUGACAGUGACAGCGACAGUGACAGCGGGGAUGAGGGCGACGAAUACGACGACAUUGUGGUCCACAGUGGCCGGAGCCAAACCCGGUCGCCUCCCACCUCAGCCUCGAAGCCUCUUCCUGACGACCCUGGCCCUGUCUGAUGUGUUUAAUUUUUAAUAUAGUUUCCAAUUUAAUAAAAUCCCAGUUCUGACAACCA